Phragmites australis (common reed) is the source of this 782-nucleotide messenger RNA. RefSeq lists its product as uncharacterized. Bases 197 to 547 code for a protein of 116 amino acids. NCBI's taxonomy places the organism in Eukaryota, Viridiplantae, Streptophyta, Magnoliopsida, Poales, Poaceae. The transcript is spliced from 2 exons. The record is from RefSeq and is a predicted model, not a curated record.
GGGUUGGCGACGGGAUUCCCGGGCACUAUUGCCCGACCUGCCCGCCGGCAUCAACCCUCGGCGGUUAUAAAAUGGAAGCCAAGGCCUGGAUAACAAACGCAGUUUGCCGCUCUGUGAUCCCGCCGUCUCCUUCCUGCCGUUUCGUCGUCUUCGUCCCUAGAUCAGAGAGCGAAAGCGCAGAAGCUGAGGUAAAUCGAUGGCGUCCAACUACGUCGACACCACCGGCGAGGAGGGCAGGUUCCACGGCCCCCACAGCAGCACCACGACGCCGACGGGCGCCGCGGCGUCGUCGCCGCGCACGAUGCGGCGGAGCUUCUCGUCCGCGUCCUCGGCCGGCAGCCACGGCCACGGUCACGGCGGUAGCGGCGCGCCCAAGUGCGUGUGCGCCCCCGCGACGCACGCCGGUUCGUUCAAGUGCCGCCUCCACCGCACCAACUCCCAGGGCCACGGCCACCCGCACCCGUCCCCUCCGACCCACCCCGCCUCCGCCGCGCCGCCGCAGGGCGUCCCGCCCUCCGCAUCCUCCCGCACCGUCGAGGCGCAGUGAAGCCGCGCAGCUGCUGCCUGCCGUCCCGUAAACGUCCGACCAAGAAACCAGGAGAGGGAAGAGAAAGAGAAGAAGAAGAACAUGAUAUCGUAUCAGAAGAAGGGAGCCUAUUAGUAUCCCCUUGUUGUGAUCCGUGUUAUCGGAAGAUUUUCGCUUUGCCUUUUUCUUUUCCCCUUCUUUUUCCUGUGUGGGAUCCCUCGUUUCCUGCUUGAUUCCCGAUCCUCUUACUGCUCCA